AUGGUUUUGAAGCACAACAACCAGUUGCCUAACCAGCAUUUCCGCAAGCAAUGGCAGCGCCGCGUCAAGACCUGGUUCGACCAGGCUGGUCGCAAGAAGUCUAGAAGAGUUGCACGUGUCCAGAAGGCCACUCGCAUCGCUCCUCGUCCCGUUGACGGUCUCCUCCGUCCCGCUGUCCGCUGCCCUACUCUCCGCUACAACAUGAAGUUGAGAUCCGGCCGUGGUUUCACCCUCGAGGAGCUCAAGGAGGCUGGUGUCCGUGCCAAGGAGGCCCGUACCAUCGGCAUUGCCGUCGACCACCGUCGCCGCAACAAGUCCCAGGAGUCCCUUGAGUUGAACGUCCAGCGUCUCAAGGCCUUCAAGGCUAAGCUCAUUGUCUUCCCCCGCAAGUCCGGCUCCCCCAAGAAGGGUGACUCUGAGGCUGCUGAGAUUGCUUCCGCUGUUCAGUUCCGUGGUGCUAUCCUCCCCGUCCAGCAGGUUGCUGCCGCCCCUGAGGCUCGCGCUAUCACUGCUGACGAGAAGAAGCAGGAUGCCUACAUGAAGCUCCGUUACGCUCGUUCCGCUGCCCGUACCCUCGGUGCCCGCGAGAAGCGUGCUAAGGAUAAGGCUGAGGAG
Phycomyces blakesleeanus NRRL 1555(-) is the source of this 615-nucleotide messenger RNA. RefSeq lists its product as hypothetical. The annotation marks the transcript as partial. Gene Ontology annotation, cellular component: cytosolic large ribosomal subunit; ribosome. NCBI's taxonomy places the organism in Eukaryota, Fungi, Mucoromycota, Mucoromycetes, Mucorales, Phycomycetaceae. Gene Ontology annotation, molecular function: RNA binding; structural constituent of ribosome. The transcript is spliced from 3 exons. The record is from RefSeq and is a predicted model, not a curated record. Gene Ontology annotation, biological process: translation.